UCUGGGGCGGUGCCCGGGAGGCAGCGGGGUCGGGUCGUUUUGUCCCAUCCCGUCCUGUCCCAUCCCGAUGUCGUUCCUGUUCAGGAGAGGCCGCCCCGGCCCCUUCAAACAUAUAGCUCAUGGCCUGGUCCCUGCUGCCACCAUAGCUCCUAAACCUGCAGUUCCCCGCACCCCUCCCCCUCGUAGUCCAAACCCUUCUCCAGAAAGGCCCAGGUCUGCUCUGGCAGCAGCAAUCCUUGCCACAGCACUCACAGGGCGCACUGUUGCUAUUCCUCAGCCUCGGCAGAGAUCCCUUUCUGAGAGUGAUUCCACCUCUUUGGAACAGGAAGGGUUUGAACCAUAUGCAACAGUGACCCAGCUCAGAAUAGGGUCCACCUGGAAACCUGAUGGUUGUGACAAAUCUCCUGUACAGUCCCUGGAAACAUCAGGCCACUAUGGUGAAGAUGAGGACAUGGAUACCUAUGUCUCAGAUGCUGAUAAAGAGGCAGAGUCCAGCUGUCAGAGUAAUGAGAAGAGGGAAGAAAGCUUUAGCACAAAUGCUGUUUAUGCUGUUCCCUGCAGAAAUAAAAAGGAAGAGUUUCUACCAUCUCUCACCUCUAACACUGACAAGAAAGAGGUUCCUUCCCAGGAAGCUGAGUCUCAGGUGGUGGUGGAUAAAUCAACUUUGCAAAUAGAAGCAGAAGACCAACAUCUUGGCUUGAACUUAAAGGAGGAAAAACCAUUAGCUGAAAAUCUGAUAAGUGAAAAACCUCCACCAUCCCCAGAUGUGUCUGUUCGGACAAGGCAAGCAUGGGAAAAUAUGACUAAAGAAAAGUUCAGAGAACUAAAACAAGAGAACUGGUCUCUGAGCAAGGCAUACCAGGCUGUGGUGCAGCAGCUGGAGGGAACAAAACAGCAAAUGGAAGAACAGCAGUUAAAGCUGAAGAAACUAGAACAAGAAAACAGAAGGCUUAAAGAAGCUGCAGAGGACUCACAUAGAGAAGAGGAGGCAACAGAAUUACUUUCUCUCAGACAACAAGCACAAGAACUGGUAGAUGAAAAUGAUGCUUUGAAAAUGGUGGUCCAUCGUUUAAAUGUAGAAUUAAGUCGCUAUCAAACUAAAUUCAGGUCAUUGUCCCAAGAAGAGCAUGUAAAGCUGAAAAGCUUACCCAUGAAAGGACCACCACCACCAUGGCUGUUGGAUAUGAAGUAUUUGUCACCUCUUCUGUUGGCUUAUGAAGACAGAAUAAGAGAAAAGGAAGAUUUUAUUCUUGAACAUGAGGAGGAUAUGAAGAAUUUUAAAGCACGAGUUGAAGAGUUGGUGAAGGAGAAUGAAGACCUGCAUGAGCGAUUAAAUAAAAAUAACUUCAUUACCUCUACAGAAUGGCAGCAGCUACAAACUCAGGCCAAGCUGGUCUUGGAAGAAAAUGGAUUGUUGAUGGAGCAGCUCAAAAUCCAACAAGCUAAAGCAAAAGACAGUCACAGGCAGCAUGUGCAAGAAGCUUCAAAGUUGACCAAGCAGAUAGUAAUCUUAGAAGGGAAGAAACAAAGCCAAGAAGAAGAGAUAGCAGAGUACCAGAAGCAAUUAGAAGCUUUAUGUUCUACUUGUGAAGAGCUGAAAGCCAGAGUGAAGAGCAGAAUAGCAGCAGAGGAGCACUUGGCUUUGGUGAAUGAUUUAAACAGACGGUUGCAGGAGGAGCAGGAGAAGAAGCGCUGUGAGGUGGAAGAUGUGAUGGGAAGGGUCACAUCACUGAGAGCUGAGAACCAGAAACUGCUCCAGGAGAAAAACAGCUGCCUGGCUGACAACAAGGCCCUGCAAAGUGAAAUGGAAGUGACACAGAAGACAAACAGGCGACUAAAGAAGAAAAUACGUGUUUUACAACUGCAGCUGGAGGAAGUGAUGGAAAAAGAAGUUGUAGCCCAUUAUUACCUGACAAACCUUACUGGUCUGGUGGAGAAGAUGGCUCAGGAACGUGAUCACCUUGUAUCUUUGGCCAGAUGUUUGGAAAAUGAGAAGCAGGGUGUUCUCAAUAAAAUGAUAGAAGGCAGUCUACGCUUAGGGAGACUGGAAGAGAAAGUUAAGGUGUAUAAAAAGAAAGCGGCUGGGAAGCUUGGAGAUAUCAAUCUGAAGAUGACUGAGCAGGAGAAGGAAUUUGCUGGGAAGACUGCUUGGUAUGAGCAGGAAAUGAAGCACCUCCAGCGUCUGCUGCAAGACAAGCAGGAAACCCUGGAUGAAGUGCUGGAGCAGAAGAGGAAGACAGAAGGGGAACUUGAAAUCAUUUGGGAAGCCACAACCAAAGAAAACAGGAGAAUGAGAGAACUCCUACAUAAAUCCCUGAGGAAGAACACCACGUGGAAUGCUGGCACAGCUCAUGAGCCACACUUUGAUGAAAGCUCUCAGAAGGACCUAGUUUACAGAGAUGAUUUUAGCUAUUGUGAUGUGAAGACUUCAUCCCCUACUAAGAAUGAAUUUCAAGAGGAGUCUCAGUGAUAAGGAUCUGCAUCUCAUCCAAAAAAGAGAACUCAGUGCCUGAAUUUGACUUUCUCAGCGACACAAGAUAUGAUGGAACAUUUCCCCCCUUCAAAAUGACUGGAUUUUUAAGGUCAUACCAACGACAACAGCAUAUUCUCCAGCUGUGCCAUCAACAGGGUAAAUCUAGCCUGAAAUAUUACUUUAAUACAUGAAGAAAAGGCUAUUCCUUGUUAAGACAAAAUGUGAUGCAGCUUUAAGUUAACAUGAAAAGACAAGUAACCAGUUAACAGGAUAAAAUUUGACUGUGGAGCAGCCAGGACUGAAGCAUCCUCCUGAUAACUGGUGGUGCCUGAAUGCACAACUGUCCACUCCACAGGUUUACAGGAGCCCAGGUGUUGGGAAGCUCCUGCUGGACUUUUGCCAAGGGGAUGAGUUGCCAGCACAGGGUGCAGUUCUCCAGAUUGUCUUGUUCAUUCUACUUCAAAAGCCACCUUUUUUCCAGAGCAUUCUCUGCAGCAGUGACAGCCUUUAGAUUAUUGAUGCCUAUUUGUCUGAGCUUUCAUAAAUGCUGAUUUUUCACAAUUUUGCACAUCAGCUUUGUAGUACUAUCUAUUAGUAUGAAAUAACUUUAUUUUGGAUUUACUUAUAACUUGCUGGAUCAGCUUUUUGCUUUUGCUUCAUUUUCAUGACAAAACCUAAAUGGUACCAGGAAACUGUAGCAGUACAAAAAACCUAUAACUCUCAUAGUUGUGUAAUAUUAAAAAUAAUGAAGAAUUUCAUUGGCUUUGACCAAAGUUAAGGAAAAGAGCAGAAAACCAAGUUAAAUGCCAAAAGGAAUACAUACUGUUUGUGUCCAGAAAGGUUCCUGUGGUAUUUUCCUUCAGGAUAAGGCCAUGACUCAGCAGAAUAGCAUUAUUCAGGUCAGGGUGGAGAGAGCACCUUCUCUCAUAUCUAUCUCUCAUAUCUAUCUCUCAUAUCUAUCUCUCAUAUCUAUCUCUCAUAUCUAUCUCUCAAUCUCUCAUAUCUAUCUCUCAUAUCUAUCUCUCAUAUCUAUCCCACCUUGAUGGGAUGGGUGGAUGUAGGGCUUUUAAAGCCCUGUUUCUUUGACAGGAAUAAAACAAGUGCAACAACCUUACUGGCUCAUCAAGAGAGAACUUCAGCACCCAAGGUCACUCAGGCACUAUCAGAACCACAAUCUCACAGCACCACUAUCUCAAGGUCUCCAUGCAGAGACUUAACAAGAACUCCAUCUUCAAAUCCUUUCAUUCCCCUGGCUUUUUCAACUUGACUGUUUUAGGACUCUGUGCCUCCAAAGAGCACCCAGAAACUAUUUUUAAACAUGGCCUUAAAUCCCUUUGUUAAUAUGUGAAGUUGUCAGGGGAAUGGUCUGUUGCUAAACUAGUUCUGUCUCCUGUCUUCCUUGAAUUUUUUAAAAAGUGAUUUGAAAUGUCAGGUGUGAAAUACCUCUUCAGACAAGUCAGACACAGGCAACACAAACAGGGCCAAUACACUCCCCUGCUUUCCACACAAGCUCCAAUCUGCAGGUGUCCUUACAGGGACCCUGAAAGAGCAUCCAGCAUGGCUGUACCCACAGUUUGUCAUGUUUUUGAAGGCAGAUUUUGAAAAUGAAGCCUCUCAUACCAUGUUUUUUAAUAUAAGCAUCUCUGAGUAUGAAAAUACAAAUUCCGAACUGCACAUAUAGAUUAUUUACAUAUUCUCAUGGUUUUAAUUGCCCUUUUGAAUAUGUCUCAAGAGCUUGUAAAAAUAAGCAGCUUCAUGAGGAAAAACUAUCAUACUGGUAAUUCCUCAGAACUAGAAGCAAGACUUUCAAAACCCAUUCAAGUGUGAACAUGUUGGAAUUUUGCUUGGUUGCUAAACAGGUAUUGAAGAGAACUCUACCUUAAACCCCCAGAACAUAAGGAGAUUUUUAAAUCAUAGCUUUGCCUUGUUUCAUAGAUACUACACUAAAUUUAGAUGCUACACUAAAGAAAUUAUGUGACUGUUUUAUUCUACUACAAAAACUCUACCCAUGCCAGAUUAUCAUUUUCUGUUACCCAACAUCAGCAACUUGCUGUUUUCCCUUGACUACCCAUGACAGAGCAUCCUGAUUCCCAUAUGUUCCACCUGCCUUCCAAUUACAGCAUCUUCCAGUCUUUAUACUGAGCCCAUGAAAUAGUUCCUGCUUCUUUUCACAAGGCAACAUAAAAACAUGCAGCGUUCUUCCAUUCCUACCAAGAAACUGAGAAAACAGUUCAGGAUUUCUGGAUGUCACGUUGAGGUUUCGUUGCUGAAUGGACAGAGCAUGUUCUGUCCAUGAUAACUGACCAUAAUUUUCCCUAGAAAAACAUUUGGAUUAAAUGAUUAAAUAAUGUGAUUAUAUAUUCAAAAAAUAAGCAUUGCUACCACCUUUCCAAAAGCAAAACCACAGGAGAGUCUGCAGUAAAGCUCAGUACUUCAGUGCAUUUGCCAACUACUGCUAAAAUAUAUCAGCAUUACUUCUUACUCCACUGGCAGAGCAGAGCAUCGCAUUUUCUGUGCUUCAGUUGCUGUGUAAAUAUGAGGGAGAGUCAGAUACUCAGCAGUCAAAUUAAGGUGUGUUCUAAUGUCCUGUGAACUGGCAGGGAAUUGGGGCAUCCUUAUCAUUUCCAGUUUCCAGGUAACUUCCCCCUGUCCAUUAACAAGUCAUUUAAACCCAGCUGUUUUCUUUCUCCCUACCUCUUUAAUUUCAAGCCAGAAAGGUGCUGUUCUCUUCCAGGCCAGAAAAUUGCCUUUCAGCAGCUCAGAAGAGAGAACCUCCUAAGACUUCUUCACCCUGAGAAAUUCAUCCUGGCACAUUAUAUUACAUCAGGAGUUCUAAGGGCUUUUCUCCUGGGACUACAAAUCCUUGGUUGGCCAGGCCUAACUCUUCCAUUUUAGGAGAGCUCCAAGCACUCAUCCUACUCCACAAAUUUAAUGUAAAUUGGUGUGGUAAAAAUUCCACAGUGUUAACCUGCUUUGAAUUUAGAAAAGCAGAUGCACUUUGAAGGCUUCUUUACCUUUAAAAAUAUGGUUUCUCAGUGAGUGAGCUCUCCAGAUUUUUUUUUUAGCCCUGAAUAUUUUUUUCCUGUACUAGAUUUAUUUCAACAUACCUAUACAAGCACAUGUUCAGAUAUAUAACAAAGAGAGAGAGAGAUUUUAGCAAUUAAAAUUGUUUUAUACCUCAAAUGUCUGGAUUUGGUAAAAAUAAAAUGAAGCUUCAAAAGUAGCACAGAACAUCACAACCUCUUGAGUAUUCACUGCUUCCUUCCUCAGCUGGAGGUGGGCAGAUGCUCUUCCAAAGCCAGUGUUAUCUGGAAAUCCCUCCUUAGUGAAAGGCCAGUGGAAUGCAACCUGAGUUUUGGACUCAAAAAGGAGAUCAUAGCCAGGCCUGGUUCUUCAAAGGGAAAAAGGUGAGGAGCUGGCUGUGCAUGAGAGGAAUCGCUGACUCUGAUCAGGCUUUGAAACGCUGGGAAAAACUGAAAUCUUUGGAGAAAACCAGCGUGACAUACUCAAGCUAAUUUUCUUCAGAGGCCAUUUAAAUUCCUUCAGAACAUCCUUAAGACUCCUUGAUUUUUUGUGACCUUUUGGAUAGAAAACCAUACCCAGCCUUUAGAAGUUUAUCAAGAGUCUCUGAACAGCUGUGCUUAAAAAAUACAUGAGACAAACAAAAAUCUGUCUUUAGACUAAAGACUGUGCAGGUCUAGUACAAAACCUUUAGCAAACCUGAAAAGCUUUUCAAAAGCUUAUUUGUCACAGAGACAAAAGCAAAUACACUGUAACCAAGAACUGACUAGGGAAAAAAUAAGGCUAUUUAGAUCCCAUCUACUCUGUGGGCAUUAGGAACUACAGUCAUCUAAUAUUUUCUGUUGACUCCCACAAGAUGCAAAAAUCUUGCAAGCCAGUGGCAUCACCACAGCUGUUAAAAAAGACUGUUUUCUUAAAUUCCACUUGCAGCAUUCCUGCAAUUACUCGGACAAAAAAAUUGCUUUUAAGGAUGACAGGAGUGAGAUCACAUCUUAGGGCACAUCUGUGAACGGUGGGAUUCAAAGAAGAGCAAAUGCAAGGGAACAGCCUGGUGCUCUGGUGAAGUAACCUGUGAGCAGCGAGGUUAGAAUGGAAAGUAUCCCCUCUGAGAUACUGCUAAGCUGCAAUUAAAAGCUGCUCGUUAGGAUGAUCCUCAUUUGCUUUAGUAUUGGUCAAAGCAGAAUGUGCUUUAAAGCAAUAAAUACCAACCCUGACAAAUAUUAACCUUUAUUAUUAGUGGCUAGUGAUAAUAAAAGGUUUAUUUAUACACUGUGCCGUUGCCAUUUCCUGAAUUAAAGUUGAAAAUUACUUUUUACGAUUUAAUUGGUAAAUAGCAUUUGAAAAGGUUCAAACUGCACUGUUUAAAUAGGAGCAGCCUGCACAGUGUUUGCCUCUCUGGUCCCUUGGAAUUUGAACUCCUUAUCACUUCAUCUGUGUGAGAUCCUUAUCUCUCCAUCCCUAUUUGAGAGGGAAGGAGUCUUUUCCCACGGCUGUAAAAUGCCAUUUCUCUUGUCCUUGAAGAAAAUAACAUUGGAAUCCUUGAAGUCAAUGUUUAUUUUUUCCUUCAGUGGCUGAGGAAAAGAAGGAUUGCUGGUAGAAUUGCAACUCCUUUAAUAAGUUUACCAAGGCAUUCCAAAAAGAUUAACCCUUAAAAUUAACCAUAAAUGAAAAUGCUUUCCUAUUUUAUAAGGAAACACAGACUAGUUAAGGUCAAGUCACUGCAGAGACUUUGGUCACCUCCUGAACAGGUGGGAACUCUCCAGAUCCACAUUCCAGGUUAACUAAAGAAGCCAACUGCUUAGGCAAAAACUCAAACACCAUAUUUUCAAUGUUACCCCUAUUGUCUCUGAAGAUACAAAGUGGAAUAAAGAUCUGAUGCAGAAAGAAAAGGCAAGCAAAACAUCUGCACAAAAAACCAAAAGAUCGUUACACCAAAUAAAAAAAAAAAAUCCUAAGCAAAACUUUACUUAACACAGCAUUAAAGAUGACAUAUUCCAUUAUCUUUUCAUCAAAAUUACAUAUGUGUUUUUUCCUCUUUUUGUUGGUCUGGAAAUUCCAGGGUAGAGUUAAUGUGAUGCUUCAUUUUGAGGUCAAAGUCAGCCCCAUAAUAUGACACCCCCCCUUCUUUUUUUCUUUUUUGACAUUAACUGUUUCAAUAGUCUCUGUGUGGCAUUUCAGGAAUGAUAAAAAGAUUAUAAAUCUUCAUUUCAAAAUUAUCAACUGUAGAGAACACAGAAGCACAUGACAUAAUAUCCAACCCCAAACGAGGGAGCUGAAGUCGAAGGAUAUGAAAACAUUAUCUUAUUUAACCCUAUGUCAGAAUUGCAAUGAAAAAUAUUGUCAAAGUUCUUGUAAAAGAUGCAAAAAAAGAAAUAAAUACUUGCCUUUUCA
Molecule: messenger RNA, 7885 nt
Organism: Pipra filicauda (Wire-tailed manakin)
Lineage: Eukaryota; Metazoa; Chordata; Aves; Passeriformes; Pipridae
Gene: CEP89
Product: centrosomal protein 89
Exons: 19
Coding region: 68-2470 (800 amino acids)
Biological process (GO): chemical synaptic transmission; mitochondrion organization; cilium assembly
Cellular component (GO): centriole; ciliary transition fiber
Source: RefSeq, a predicted model, not a curated record